AUGGAAUAUCAGAUAUUGAAAAUGUCUCCCUGCCUGUUCAUCCUUCUGUUUCUUACACCUGGUAUUUUAUGCAUUUGUCCUCUCCAAUGCAUAUGCACAGAGAGGCACAGGCAUGUGGACUGUUCAGGCAGAAAUUUGACUACAUUACCAUCUGGACUGCAAGAGAAUAUCAUACAUUUAAACCUGUCUUAUAACCACUUUACUGAUCUGCAUAACCAGUUAACCCAGUAUACCAAUCUGAGGACCCUGGACAUUUCAAACAACAGGUUUGAAAGCCUGCCUGCUCAGUUACCUCGGUCUCUCUGGAACAUGUCUGCUGCUAACAACAACAUUAAACUUCUUGACAAAUCUGAUACUGCUUAUCAGUGGAAUCUUAAAUAUCUGGAUGUUUCUAAGAAUAUGCUGGAAAAAGUUGUCCUCAUUAAAAAUACACUAAGAAGUCUUGAGGUUCUCAAUCUCAGUAGUAACAAACUUUGGACAGUUCCAACCAACAUGCCCUCCAAACUACAUAUUGUGGACCUGUCUAAUAAUUCCUUGACACAAAUCCUUCCAGGAACAUUAAUAAACCUGACAAAUGUCACACAUCUUUACCUACACAACAAUAAGUUCACAUUCAUUCCAGAUCACUCUUUUGACCAACUCUUUCAGUUGCAAGAGAUAACCCUUUACAAUAACAGGUGGUCAUGUGACCACAAACAAAACAUUACUUACUUAUUGAAGUGGAUGAUGGAAACAAAGGCUCAUGUAAUAGGGACUCCCUGUUCUAACCAGAUAUCAUCUUUGAAAGAACAUAACAUAUAUCCCACACCUUCUGGAUUCACCUCAAGCUUAUUCACUGUAAGUGGGACGCAGUCAGUGGACACCAUUAACUCUCUGAGUAUGGUAACUCAACCCAAAGUGACUAAAACACCCAAACAAUAUCGAACAAAGGAAACAACGUUUGGUGCUACUCUAAGCAAAGACACCGCCUUUACUAGUACUGAUAAGGCAUUUGUGCCCUAUCCAGAAGAUACAGCCACAGAAAUGAUCAAUUCACAUGAAGCAGCAGCUGCAACUCUAACUAUUCAUCUCCAAGAUGGAAUGGUUACAAACACAAGCCUCACUAGCUCAACAAAAUCAUCCCCAACACCCAUGACCCUAAGUAUCACUAGUGGCAUGCCAAAUAAUUUCUCUGAAAUGCCUCAACAAAGCACAACCCUUAACUUACGGAGGGAAGAAACUACCACAAAUGUAAAGACUCACUUAUCUUCUGUGGCAAGUGCUUGGAAAAUAAAUGCUUCAUUUCUCUUAAUGCUCAAUGCUGUGGUCAUGCUGGCUGUCUGA
Messenger RNA from Cynocephalus volans (Philippine flying lemur), 1323 nucleotides. It is a transcript of the gene OMG, whose product is annotated as oligodendrocyte myelin glycoprotein. Gene Ontology annotation, biological process: neuron projection regeneration. Lineage: Eukaryota; Metazoa; Chordata; Mammalia; Dermoptera; Cynocephalidae. Bases 1 to 1323 code for a protein of 440 amino acids. Gene Ontology annotation, molecular function: protein binding. The record is from RefSeq and is a predicted model, not a curated record. The transcript has a single exon.